Prunus dulcis (almond) is the source of this 1859-nucleotide messenger RNA. Its product is annotated as probable galacturonosyltransferase-like 3. The coding region runs from base 258 to 1325 and encodes 355 amino acids. The record is from RefSeq and is a predicted model, not a curated record. Gene Ontology annotation, molecular function: glycosyltransferase activity. NCBI's taxonomy places the organism in Eukaryota, Viridiplantae, Streptophyta, Magnoliopsida, Rosales, Rosaceae. Gene Ontology annotation, cellular component: Golgi apparatus. The transcript has a single exon.
UGCCUUUGCGCCACCCCCUCCCUCUCUCCUCAUUCUAUUCUCUGGAAAGAAAUGAAUGCAAAAUCAAUCAAAGUAUCAUCUCUCUCCUCUUUCAGACUCCAUUUCCAGGGGCCCACAACACCAAAGCCCUACAAAAUACCAAAAUUACCCUCUCACUAAAACAUCCCUUCUCUCCCCUCCAAGCCGCACCCCAUUUCACACUUCAUAGUCUAAUAUCUAAUUCCCCUUCUCACUCCAAUUCCCUACACCACCAGACCAUGCCACCGGACCAUGGUCUCCUCUAUUUCCUCCUCAUCGUCCUCGUCCUCACCGUCACCGUAAAAUUUCCGGCGACAUCUGCCGCCGUCGAGCUCCCGAAGUUUCGAGAAGCACCUGCAUUUCGGAAUGGACGAGGAUGUCCCCGGACCGCAUGGUCCUCACUGGACCAGCACUCCCACUACAAUCCCUCCAUCAUCCACAUCGCCAUGACCUUGGACACCACCUACCUCCGCGGCUCCAUCGCCGGCGUCUUCUCCGUCCUCCAGCACGCCACGUGCCCCGAGAACAUCGUCUUCCACUUCAUCGCCGCCUCGCACCACAAUCGCCGACCUUCCGACCUCCUUCGCCACGUCAUCACCUCCACCUUCCCCUACCUCACCUUCCACCUCUAUCACUUCGACUCCAACCUGGUGAAAGGCAAGAUCUCCUACUCUGUACGGCGCGCCCUCGACCAGCCCCUGAACUACGCGCGAAUCUACCUCGCCGAUCUUUUACCGUCGGGCGUCCGCCGCAUCAUCUACUUCGACUCCGAUUUGAUCGUCGUCGACGACGUGGAGAAGCUGUGGAGCAUAAACCUCGGGAGGCGCGUGCUCGGCGCGCCGGAGUAUUGCCACGCCAACUUCACCAACUACUUUACCCCGAAAUUCUGGUCAAACGCGGCAUUCGCGGCGUCGUUUAAGGGUCGGAGGGCGUGCUAUUUCAACACGGGGGUGAUGGUGAUCGAUCUGUGGAAAUGGAGGGAGGGAAAGUACACGGAGAAGCUGGAGCACUGGAUGAGGGUGCAGAAACGGUGUCGUAUAUACGAGCUGGGGUCGCUGCCUCCGUUUCUGUUGGUUUUCGCGGGUGACGUGGAGGGAGUGGAGCACAGGUGGAACCAGCACGGGCUUGGCGGUGACAACCUGGAGGGGCUGUGUAGGGACCUCCACCCUGGGCCCGUGAGCCUGCUGCAUUGGAGCGGGAAGGGGAAACCGUGGUUGAGACUGGACUCGAAGCGGCCGUGUCCGUUGGAUAGCUUGUGGGCCCCCUAUGAUCUGUACCGUCAUUCGUCGUUGUUCUCUGAUAGCUGAAGCCGCACCGUGAUUCACGGAGGCUUGCGCUAUGUCCGACGAUCUCUGCUCUGCUGGCACGCGACGGGGGCGGUGCGGAUAAAUCCGACAAUAUGAAUGUCCUUUUUGUCUGGGCUGGUUCAGGGCAUUGGGAUUUACAGCGGUUAAAGGGAAAUUUGACUGGAAAUGGCGGGGGUAGUGUUAGUGGACACGUGUUGAAGAAAAAGGAGUGGAUUUUGAUGAGGAAGGUGAUAAAUCGUCGGUGCGUGGUAAGAAUUUGAAAUAUCUACGAAGGCCAAGUAUGGUCUGGUAAUUAUGGUAGGUGAAGUGGAAUGGCCCAAUGGCCCAAUGGCCCAAUGGGUGGGUAUUUGGUGAAGAUUCGGAAAUGAAAGAUGCGCAUUCUUUUUUGUUUUUUUCGUUUCUUUUGUGUGUGUAAAAGACUAAAAAUAGAUAUUGUAGGUAGUGGAAGUGGAAUGUAUCAAAGGUGUUUACUACUUUUCACUUUUGGAGUACAAUCAUUGAAAAAGAAAAAAGAAAAAGUUUCUUCCCAACCUA